Messenger RNA from Siniperca chuatsi (mandarin fish), 3467 nucleotides. RefSeq lists its product as uncharacterized. The transcript is spliced from 10 exons. NCBI's taxonomy places the organism in Eukaryota, Metazoa, Chordata, Actinopteri, Centrarchiformes, Sinipercidae. The record is from RefSeq and is a predicted model, not a curated record. Bases 457 to 1959 code for a protein of 500 amino acids.
CAAACAAAAAAUGGUAAGAUAUUCACUUGUUUUAUUGACUUCAAGAAAGCUUUCGACUCUAUUUGGCAUGAAGGGCUCUAUUACAGACUUCUACAUUGUGGUUUAGGCAGCAAAAUGUAUGAUCUGGUUAAAUGAAUGUCACAGUUUAGCCAAAUCUCUCCUCCUAUCCUUGUGUAGCUCUCCCCUCCCUGUGUUCCUUGUCAGGCCUCUGUUCGUCCCUCGGUGUGUGUGUGUGUGUGUGUGUGUGUGUGUACUGGCCUGGGCGGGGCGCUCUGAUUUUCCCCCCGGCUGCUGAUCACCAGCACACCUGAUGUUCGGGAAGUUUCCCCACCGGCCCUCGCGGACUACACCUGCCUCGCCCGCUCUGGAGGAGCAGAAUAUCUGCUGCCCUUUAAUGCCCUUCUCAUUCCCUCAAGGACUGAUACGUUCAGCAUCAAGCACUUCAGCUCUGUUUUGAUGUCCUCCAUUGAGACAGACAGCGGUGCUCCAGAUGUGAGUCCCCUGUAUCCAGCAGCUGAGCCAGGUGCAGCACUGGGACAGGUGCUUGGAGCGGGGGCCCAUAAGCAGCGACCAUCACUGAAUUUGUCAAUGUUUACCAAGCCAACAUUUGGUGGUUCUCAUGUUGCCGCUGCAAAGCCAAAUCUUAGUAGAGCCAGAAAAGUAACCCAGACCCAAGUCACCAACCCCACUGAAGGAAGUACCAAUUCUCCAGCCAGCAUUGCUGUCUCAGCUCCAGAGCCUCAGACAGAUGCUCAAGACAUCAAGGCCGCAAUGACCUCAACCUAUGGCACUAUUCUAAAAAUGGAUUCAACUAAAAAGAUCCCCAAGAAGCUUGACGGAGCAGCCAAGGGGACAGCACUCUGGCUCACCUCUGUGGGAAAUGAGUUUGGUCAGAUUUUCAUCAGUGUGCUGACCGCUCAGGAGGGAGCUGGCCUGGACAUGAUGGCAGCAGACCUGGUAAAGAGAUACCAGCAAGCCGGUGUGGACCGCCCUGUUGCCUUAUAUGUCGACUGUGGCUGCUGUACUGAGGCAGGGGAGACCAAGCUGAAGGCCAGAUUCAGCGGGUGGCCACACCUCACUAUAAGGCUGCACAUCUGGCACUUCAUACGCCAACUUGCCCUGGGAUGCGCAACAGAUGCUCAUCAGCUGUACCCAGUAUUUAUGUCGCGCCUAUCAGCGUGCAUAUUUGAGUGGGAUGCAGCUGAUUUAGCUCUGUUGCGCGAAGCAAAAAGACAGCAACUUCAGUCCCAGGGCCUGUCUUCCCUUACUGAUGGCGACAUCAAUAAACAUCUAUCAAGGAAGGAGCUGGCUCUCCAUUGCCGGAGGAGGACCCGUGGUGAGGAGACCACCACUCAGCUGCUGGAGGAGCUGCUGCAGGGGCUCAUGGGGACCAGUGGCAACGACUCCCUUGGAGUUCCCCUGUUUGAUAGGGAGAGGAUGGAGCACAUCUGGCGUGUCCAAAGAAAGCACGUCAACUGCAUCCAGCACCUGCCAGGUGUCGCUCUAUACACCAAGACGGGGGAGCUCACAAAGGGAGGUGUGCGGUUACCCAUGUACAGAUGUGCCAGAGGCUCUACAUCUUUAGAGUCUUUUCAUUUACACCUAAACCGCUUCAUACCAGGGACCAGUGCCAACAGCCUGAAUUUUCAGGUAUACCUGCUGGAAGGACUGCAUAGGUGGAACCAGGACCGUGGUAGUGCUGCCCUGUCUACUGGACCAUGUGCUUUACGCAGCUACUCGGGUGACCUGCUUCACUGUGUAAACAAAAAUUACGAGAAGCUGUUCGGCAGGAAGGUGGUACCAGUUUCAGGAGAGCUCAUAGGGGUACAGUAUCUGUUCCGGCAGACUGGUCAGGCACUGCAGGAUGUGCACCCUGAUUCAGAAGAGACUGCUCAGUUAAUUGAAGAGCAUGACGUGGAGGACGGAGGAAGGGGAGGGGAGGGGAGGGGAGGAAGAUGAGGGCUUCUCGGACAUCACAGAUGACCCCCACAUUGCUGGACCCGGAGGUUCUUCAGGUUCCAGCCUCUCCGAUUCCUGGUACCUCCACCAUUACAUCUGGCCCACACUACAUCCAGUCUGGCCCCCAGCGUCUCCACCCUGGCGAUUACCACAGCUCCCAGCAGAUCCACCCUGAUUCCUGGCACAUCUGCAAUGACUGCCAGCACAUCCACAAUGGCACCAGCCCUGGCUCCCCGCACAUCUGCAAUGAGCUUUGCUGCAUCAAUUCUGCCCUCUAGUUCGUCCUCUGAGGCUGGAGUUAAUAUACAAGCUGAAGUUGAAGAUAUGGCUGUUGAUGACCAAAAUGUUCCUGGAUAUCAGCACGUGGACAGACUUGCUGAGUACUUGGUGGAGCUUCGGGAUCAGACCUCUCUCUGUCUCAGCAACCAGCAGGCGAGCACAGUUAUAGCACUGUGGGAGAGCCUGGAUGAAGGUGACAAGCAGCGGGGGGUUCAUGCAGCACGACAUCAGAACAGACUUUUGAGUGGAUGGUUCAGAAUACCAAAGAAGCCCUCAAAAACGCCUGGUGUGGAGAGCACCACCCGUUGCAUGUUAGGUGCGAGUAGUGCACCUGCUCAGGGGCCUGACUGCUGUCGGUUGGUGGAAAAUAUGUUUACCCAAGCCCAGUAAGGAAAAGUAAGGGGGCCGAUUCGAGGUGGUCCUUAAUUCUGAGGGACUAUCAUAAGAUCAGGCAGCUCGCUGGUGAUGCAGGGAACAGAGAUUCAGCUGGCGGAAGUGAACCAGAACACCCUCAUCCAAUGGCACAACAACAGGCAGAAGAGGCAGGAGCUCUCUGUGCUGCUCCAGGGCACUGCAUUGCCUCCAGCCCUUCUGAGUCUGAAGAGCCUCUUCAGGAAGCAAGAGUACUCCCUGCUGACCCCACGCCAGCACGACAGGAGCAUCAGUACCGGCUGCCGGAGAGUACAGCAGGUCAGGCACAACGGAGGCAGACGGCCUCUAAUCAGCUCCCACGUCCCAUCUUGCCAAAGGGGCCAGUGAAGAGGCAUGUGUUUGUCACACCCCCGGCACCAGGACCCUUUCUGACACCUCAGAGCCUCACACCUGCAGGACAAACUGUUCGUCUCGUACCCAUACUCCUUCCUUUUUCAGUAGUUCAGGGCACCAACCCACAAACCAGUGCGCCUACCAGCACAGUAGAAGCUGGAGCCACUCCAAAGAGGCCAUAUGGGCGAACUGUAGCAGCCAAUACUUGUAAAAAGUGUGGCCAGUUCCGCACUGUUGACACUGGACACAGCCAGGACCGUGGCAGAGUGUAUGGCCCUCUGUCUGAAUCUAUUUCAAAAGACCAGUGGUUGGAGGAAAUGAGGAAAAGGUUCUCUAAAUAAUCAUACUGUAAGUGUAUUGUAAAUGGUUAAUAGUUUUAAAUAAUAGUUGUAUUGUAAAUAGUUUAUAGUUUGAUAUAUUCUGUGUUUAAUGUAAAUAGUUGUAUGAAAAUCAAUAUUUCUACA